This is a messenger RNA of Dioscorea cayenensis subsp. rotundata (Guinea yam), 1107 nucleotides long. Its product is annotated as chalcone synthase 6-4-like. Gene Ontology annotation, molecular function: acyltransferase activity, transferring groups other than amino-acyl groups. The record is from RefSeq and is a predicted model, not a curated record. Gene Ontology annotation, biological process: polyketide biosynthetic process. Bases 91 to 1107 code for a protein of 338 amino acids. NCBI's taxonomy places the organism in Eukaryota, Viridiplantae, Streptophyta, Magnoliopsida, Dioscoreales, Dioscoreaceae. The transcript is spliced from 2 exons.
GAUACAUUUGCUGAUUACUUCUUCAGAGUCACCAAUAGUGAGGACAAGGUUGAGCUCAAGGAGAAGCUCAAGCGUGUCUGUGAGAAGUCAAUGAUCAGAAAGAGACACUUCUUCCUGAAUGAAGAGAAGCUGAAGGAGCACCCCAAUCUGUGUUCCUUCAUGGAUCACCCAUCACUGAACACCAGGCAUGACAUUAUGGUUGAAGAGGUGCCAAAACUUGGAGAGAAGGCAGUCAUCAAAGCUCUGGAGGAAUGGGGACGUCCACGUUCUGAAAUCACUCACAUCAUCUUCUGCAGCACCGGCGGUGUCGACAUGCCCGGCGCCGACUACAAGAUCAUCAAGCUCCUCGGCCUCUCUCCAUCCACCAAACGUGUCAUGCUCUACAGCCAAGGUUGUUUUGCUGGCGGCACUGUGCUACGUAUAGCCAAAGACCUGGCCGAGAACAACGAGAACUCUCGUGUGCUUAUUGUAUGCUCAGAGUUGACAGCCAUCUUCUUCCGUGGCCCAAGUGAUGCCAAAGAAGACUUUAACAAUUUGGUUGGACAAGCCAUCUCCGGUGAUGGUGCUGCUGCAGUAGUGAUCGGAGCUAAUCCUAUUCCGGCAGUUGAGACUCCAUUCUUUGAAAUAGUGUCUACAGACCAAGUCAUUCUUCCUGACAGUGAUGGUUGCAUUGAGGGUCACUUGAGGGAAGUUGGACUCAUGUAUAAUUUAAAUAACCAAGUUCCUAACAUUAUUGGUAACAAUAUAGAGAAGAUUAUGGUCAAGGUGUUCUCGGCACUUGGCAUUUCGGAUUGGAACUCGUUGUUCUUUAUCACUCAUCCUGGAGGACGUGCCAUUCUGGAUAAGAUCCAAGAGAAGUUGGAGCUGAAGCAGGAGAAGAUGAGAGCUGUGUUGCAUGUGCUUGGGCAGUAUGGGAACAUGUCUAGCGCUAGUGUCUUCUUCGUCAUGGAUGAGAUGAGGAAGCAUUCGAUUGAGAACGGGCUCCACACGGCCGGUGAGGGGCUUGACUAUGGAGUGCUCCAUGCCAUGGGACCAGGGCUAACCGUGGAGACUGUUGUGCUUCAUGCGCCAUGUCUUCAUGGCUUCUCCAAUAUAUAUCAAAAUUAA